CAUCGUCAACCUGUGUCUGCCACAAAAUCUCCUCCCCCUGGGAUCAGCAGCACAAACCUAAACACAACACACAAGCAAAGAAAAGAAAGAGAAUGGCAGCAAGCGUAGCAACAAUGGCGAUGCUGAAUGCAAAAUGCUUGAGCAUAAGCUCAACCAAGAUGACCAUCCCAACUAAACCUAACCCAAAACCCAUCUCUCUCCUCUCCAUGCGAAACCUCCCCAAGGGUCUCACCCUCUCAAAACCCAACCCCCCUUCUUCUUCACUUGCCGGCACCGCCAUUGCCGGUGCUAUCUUCUCCACCCUCAGCUCAUGCGAUCCCGCCUUCGCCGCCCAGCAGAUAGCCGAAAUAGCCGAGGGAGACAACCGUGGUUUAGCCCUAUUGCUUCCCAUAAUCCCCGCCAUAGCGUGGGUUCUCUUCAACAUCCUUCAACCGGCACUCAACCAGCUGAACCGAAUGAGGAGCACCAAGGGGGUGGUCAUCGGGUUAGGCCUCGGUGGGUUGGCUGCUUCGGGGUUCGUGUUUUCACCGGAAGCAUCGGCCAGUGAAAUCGCCACGGUCGCGGACGCUGCUUCGAGUGACAACCGGGGGACACUCCUCCUCUUCGUGGUGGCUCCCGCUCUUCUCUGGGUAGCCUACAAUAUUCUGCAACCGGCUCUGAACCAGCUUAACAGGAUGAGAUCUCAGUGAGCCAGUGUGGAUCUUUGUACGAGGGUGUAGUAGCAUGUAAAUUUCCUGUAAUUGCACCAUGUUAAUGGAACUCUCUUUUA
Hibiscus syriacus is the source of this 769-nucleotide messenger RNA. Its product is annotated as photosystem II core complex proteins psbY, chloroplastic-like. Bases 93 to 689 code for a protein of 198 amino acids. NCBI's taxonomy places the organism in Eukaryota, Viridiplantae, Streptophyta, Magnoliopsida, Malvales, Malvaceae. Gene Ontology annotation, cellular component: chloroplast thylakoid; photosystem II; membrane. Gene Ontology annotation, molecular function: manganese ion binding. Gene Ontology annotation, biological process: cell redox homeostasis; photosynthesis. The transcript has a single exon. The record is from RefSeq and is a predicted model, not a curated record.